AAUGUUAAUCCGAUUUCUUUCUCACUCUCUUCUUGUUUGUUGGACUUGUUUGUAGGAAACAUUUCUUGACCAAUAUUCAUCAUUGAAAAUCUUAUGGCUAAAUCAACAUUAUUUUUAAAUUCUUCAAUUCAGAAUUUGAUUCAAUCAACAACAACAACAACAAAUCAAUCACAACAACCUUAUCAUCAACAACAACAAAAAUCAUUAAAUUCAUCAUUUACCAUUUUGAAUAAUAAUGACAACAAUAAUAGUCAAAUUGAAACGGAAAAUUAUACUAAACAAACUAAUCUAACAACAUUGCCAAUCAUUGUUGAAGAUAAAAAUAUUUUUUCAAAAAACAUUGACAAUUUUUUUCAUUACAUGAAGGAUUUAUUCUUGUUUUCAACAUUGAAUGAUCAAAAUAAUCAUCAUCAUAAUGAUGAUGAUGAUGAUAUUGUUGGAAUAGCCAACAAUAAUGAUAAUGAUGAUGAAGAUUUUAUGGAAUUUUUCAAUACAGAUUCCAGUGGUUAUCAUCAUCAUAAUGUGGAAAGUGUUGAAAUCCUAUCAUCCGAAAAUUUGACAACAACAAUUUCAAGCAUUUUAAAUGAUUUAAAUUUUAAUGAAAAUUCAACAUCGAUCAAUUUAAAUUCAACAAUAUCAUCGACAAAAACAACAACAACAAUCAUGCCAACAACAACAAUAAUACCUCAUUAUCCACGUAAUCAUCUUGUUGAUGAUGAUAAUCAUCGAUCAUCAUCAUCAUCAUCAUCAACAAUGAUGACACCGAUACAGAAAUUAUUCGAUAUGAAUAGAAUAAUACGAACAUCGAAUGAUAAUCGAUCAAAUCUUUAUUCAACAACUACCAAUAUUAAUGUUGUCAACCUAGAUCAAAAUAGUCAUCAAAAUAAUAAUAAUCUUCUUCAUAGUCAAUCAUCUUCUAUUGAUAAUAUUAGUUUAACACCAUUUUUAACAUCGACAACAACAACAAUAGCAUCAAAUUUAACCGAAGAUUAUCAACGACCAAUUUUUUUUCAAACAUCAAGUACAACAAUGACAGAUAUUUUUGUUGAUAAUAUUCAACCCGAUGAUACAAAUAAUAUAUUUUCAUUUGCUCCCGGUGGUCGACAAUGUUUUCAUUCACCUGAAGAUUAUGAACUAAUUACAUCGAUGCUUUGCUCAAGUCUAUUGGUAUUGGGUGUUGUUUAUUUUACCUAUGGUUAUCGUUGUUUUCGUGCAUUUAGUUUUUUUGUUGGUUUUAUUCUUGGUGCCAUAUUAUUUCAUACAAUAUGUACAGCUGAAAAUAUAUCUAUUGUGCCAACAUUAAUUCCACAACAUGGUAAUCUAAUUGCAUCAUUAUUAGCCGGUCUUAUGAUUGGUUUGUUUACAAUGCUAGUCGCCUAUCUUGGUCUAUUCAUCAUCGGUAUACAUCUUGGCCUUAUGUUAGCCAUUGGUUUAUUAAUUGUGAUAUAUCUAUUACGAUCAUAUUAUAUUCCAUUACAAGCACCAUUAUCAUCAUUAACAUUAUUGGUAUUUUUUAUUUCAUUAAGUUUGGUUGGUUCAUUGACAACCGUAUAUUUUUCUAAAGGCGGUACAAUAAUGGCAUCCAGUAUGUAUGGAAGUGCAUUGGCAUUAUUAUGUAUCGAUUAUUUUCUUGAAGAUUUUAAAGUGAUACAUUGGUUUUUGGAUCAACUAAGUAGUAAUAGUAAUAAUUUUGUUGGAUCGUCGACAACAAACGAUAUUAUCAAUAAUAAUGGUUAUAAUAUAAUUGGAACAAAUCCAACAAAUGAUUGGUAUGGUUUAUUGUCCGGUAUAAAACGAUCACAAUCAUUAUGUUUUGGAUCAUUUAUCAUAUUAUUAUUAUGGCCAAUAUUUACAUUGAUUGGUAUUAUAAUACAAUGUUGUUGUACGGCACGUCAUUAUAAAUAUCAUAAUGGUUAUGGUAUGGUUGAUAAUACAAGUAAUGGUCGUUGUACACCAUCUAUUCUAAAUCAUUCACGUGAAAGUAUUCGUAGCCUAAAUCAUUAUCAUUAUCCAUAUCCAAAUGUAUCGGCAAAAUUAUAUCAUCAUUCUACAAAUAGUGUUCGUUCAAAUAAUGAUCGAUCAAUAAAAAAUUCAAUAAAUAUGAAUGCAACAAAUCUAGAUGAACAACGUCUUGAACAAAGGCAUCGUAAAUAUCGUUAUCUUUAUCAAGUACGAACAGCACAUGGUGAUGUUAUUUCACAGCAUUAUCUACAAAGUUUACAAAAUAAAAAACAAAAUCAUCAGCAACAACAACAACAACAACAACAACAAUUGUGCCUUCCGGAUCAGGAUAGUUUUACAUUCAAUUCCGAUCAAUCAUCACAUUUUUUUCCAUCCGAAAGUCGUACAACAACAUUAAGUGUAGCAUAGUGAA
Molecule: messenger RNA, 2374 nt
Organism: Dermatophagoides pteronyssinus (European house dust mite)
Lineage: Eukaryota; Metazoa; Arthropoda; Arachnida; Sarcoptiformes; Pyroglyphidae
Cellular component (GO): plasma membrane
Source: RefSeq, a predicted model, not a curated record